Messenger RNA from Bacillus rossius redtenbacheri, 2559 nucleotides. RefSeq names its product hexokinase type 2-like. The record is from RefSeq and is a predicted model, not a curated record. Gene Ontology annotation, molecular function: D-glucose binding; glucokinase activity; ATP binding. Bases 869 to 2251 code for a protein of 460 amino acids. The transcript is spliced from 9 exons. NCBI's taxonomy places the organism in Eukaryota, Metazoa, Arthropoda, Insecta, Phasmatodea, Bacillidae. Gene Ontology annotation, cellular component: mitochondrion; cytosol. Gene Ontology annotation, biological process: glucose metabolic process; intracellular glucose homeostasis; carbohydrate phosphorylation.
AUGAAAAUUACGUCCUGCAUAUAGCGUCCUUGUCUACGUAGAUAUUCUAAUCUGUUGUUCAGGUUACCCAUUGAUCGUUGCAUCUCAGCUGGUAUGCCACGAACUUCGUCUUCAGUUCUUUGUUUCAAUUAAUCCAGUGUCUUUGGCCGAGUCGUAGAGACCCGACUCUUGAGGUAGCCCGCGAGAAAAAAUAUCAAAUUGAUAAUUUGGAUGGGUUCUAUUACUGCCAAUAAAUUGUUGUGUUGUUGGAUGUAUUCUUUUUUUUUUUUUUUGUUUGCCAAAAGUUCCCGUUUAACUAACAUUUCUAUCUGGCAAAUCGUACGCCAAAGUUUAAACAAACGAGAGUACAACAUUGUAACUAGGCGUUGAACAGUGACGAGAUUCUGCAAGAUAAGAAUAAUCUCUGUCCUUAAGCAUGGGCGGUGGGCCCUCCCUCUCUUUUCUAUGGCCUUCACUAAUCAAAAUUCCCGCGCGUCUUGUUUAAGAAAAACAAAUUCCCGAAGUUGGCCGAAGGUGAAGUCUUCGGGCGUGUUCGGGUAGGUCCUCAACUCUAUGUGGAACUUAGGCUUAAGUGCAUAGAAUAAAUAAGUAAAAAUACUCGUGUUUCUUUAAUUUCUCGGCUAAAUAUUUCGUUUUAAAAUCAAGGUUGCCAAGGAUAUUGCAUCUAUGACGAUGAAAAUGUUCCUUUUCAAUAAAUUGUUUUCUUUAUUUGUUGUUUGGUUUUUAAUGAUUUAACAGCAAGAAACUAAAACAACCUCUGUUGAUUUGGAUUUAUAUAAUUUAUCUUAAAAAAACUAAUGUUGAUUACAAAAUAAGAAGAUAAAUUAAAAUUGCCUUAGGGUUAUGUGUUAAAAUAUUGUGACAGAAAAUGGGAAAUCUGUGUGGUGGCAAGAAAAAACAAACUACCCACUUAGAUAAGGUCAAGAAGGAGCUGAAUGGCAUCAUCCUCACUGACGACCAGCUACGUCGCCACAGCCAGGAGUUCCUGAAACAAAUCAACUUGGGACUUGCCAAAAAGACCAAUGCCGAAGCAGAUGUCAAGUGCUUUCCCACCUACGUACAAGACCUGCCAGAUGGCUCAGAAAGAGGAAAAUUCCUUGCUCUCGAUUUGGGUGGCACCAACUUCAGGGUCCUGGUGAUAGAUCUCGGUGAGAAUUUCCUGUUCCGGAUGAAAUCCAGGAUCUACGUUCUUCCACCAGAAUUAACGCUCGGCACCGCAGUUCAGCUGAACGACCACAUCGCGGCUUGCCUGUCGGACUUCAUCCACCGCCACAGCAUCGCCAGCAGCAAGCUGCCCCUCGGCUACACCUUCAGCUUCCCCGUGCAGCAGCACGGGCUGACCAAGGGCAUCCUGACCAACUGGACCAAGGGGUUCAACGUGAGCGGCUUCGCGGGCCACGACGUAGUGCAGCUGCUGAAGGACGCCAUCAGCCGCCGGGGGGAUAUUGACAUAGACAUCGUAGCUAUUCUGAACGACACAACUGGAACACUCAUGUCAUGUGCUUGGAGGUACACCAACUGCAAGGUUGGUCUCAUAGUUGGGACGGGCUGCAACGCCUGCUACGUGGAGAGGACGGAGAACGUGGAGCUGUUCACGGGGGACCGGUCCAAGCCCUACAUGAUCGUCAACACCGAGAUGGGGGCGCUGGGGGAGUCGGGAGGCCUGGACUACCUGCUGACGGACUACGACCUGGCGGUCGACAAGACCUCCCUCUACCCUGGCAAGCAGAAGGGCGAAAAAAUGAUGUCAGGACUUUUCCUAAGUGAAGUCAUACGACGAAUUCUGGUGGACAUGGUGGAGAAGAAGCUUUUGUUAAACGGAGAAAUGCCCGAAAAACUUCUGCACAAAGAUGCGGUCCAAACACACUACAUGUCGGACAUAGAAGCUUCCAAGGAGAAGGGGAGCCAGAAAGACUGCGAGCGGCUGCUGAAGGACCUGGGCGCGCGCACAGUCACCAAGCAGGACUGCGAGGUGGUGGCGUACGUGUGCGAGCUGGUGGCCAUGCGGUCCGCCCACCUCGCCGGCUCCGCAAUAUCCACCAUCAUCAACAAGAUGGGCUUCAAGGACGUCACAGUGGGGGUCGACGGGUCUGUGUACCGCUACCACCCCCACUACCACGACUACAUGAUGUCCGUCAUGACGAAGAUGAUCGACAAGGGCACCAAGUUCGAAAUGGUGCUGUCAAACGAUGGUAGCGGGCGUGGGGCGGCCAUCGUAGCAGCAGUCGCUGCCAAGGAGCACGGCCAUUAGCGACCCCUUGCCGCUGUCACGCCCGAAGAGAGCCAACUGUUUGAUCCAGUGUCAUUCAAAUUUUGUUGUGUUCCAGUGAAGUGAUGUGUUUUUAAUGAACAAAAUAUUCUAUGUAGAAAUAUUGUAACUAAAUUUGUUCAAAUAAUGACUUUCAUGGCAAAGAACUUAAUUUAAAGCUAUGACUAUGAGGGUCUAGCUUUAAUUUACAAUCAUACAUACGAUUAAUGGUAAUGCAUAAUUUUAAGAAACUAUUACGUAUUGCAUAAUUGAGGAAAUAAAGCAAAACAUAAGUAUAUGUAUAAAUAAAA